AGCCUUUGCUGCAUGCGCGCUCGGCCGCACACUGACCAUGAUCUACGCCUGUCGCGCGCCGCGGCUCGCGAUGAACGCAUGCAUGCUGCAGUACCAGAACCAGGACGAGCUGGACCGGGCGCGGUCCGAGUGGUUUGAGCUCGCCGAGGAGCGGAAGCGGGCGCGCCGCGAGCACAAGCGGCGGCUGGAGGAUGCGCGCGGGAAGCACAAGGAGUGGUGGAAUCUGGACGACAGUGGACGGCUGAUGGGGAAGAAGGCUGAGGAGGGCGCGGGGAGGAGGGAAGAGAAUCGGGUUGAUGCUUCGGGGGUCACGAGGGGUGGGGUGUGGGGCGGGACGUGAGGGUUUGCCUGGCUCUGGAGGUGGAUUUGCAGCGCCGCGGAUAAGGCUGGCGUGCGGAUAAGGCUGGUGUGCGGAUAAAGCUGGCGUGCGGAUAAAGCUGGUGUGCGGAUGAAGCUGGUGUGCGGAUAAAGCUGG
Molecule: messenger RNA, 475 nt
Organism: Didymella exigua CBS 183.55
Lineage: Eukaryota; Fungi; Ascomycota; Dothideomycetes; Pleosporales; Didymellaceae
Exons: 1
Coding region: 38-340 (100 amino acids)
Source: RefSeq, a predicted model, not a curated record